AUGGAAAAGUACGUAUCAUUAAAUGUCUAGCCAUAAUGGGACAACUACAUAUAUGAAUCUGAUAUUUCAGAUCGAACAUAUGGGAAAGUUUUUAAAGUAAAAAACACCCAAGAUAACUAAUUCUAUGCAAUGAAAAUAUAUGAUCUAAAAACGCUCAUAACUAGAAAACCAAACAACAUCAGUACAGAGAUGAUCAGAAUAUUCAGAGAGAUCAAUACCUUCAAACUCUGCCAUACUAACAUAACUAAAUUCUAUGAAUCAUACUUCACCAAUGACGAUAAAUUCGUUAUUAUCACAGAACUUGCUGAGACAGACCUCCUUAAGUAUAGAGAAGCUAAUUCAAGUAUCAGCAACGAAAAGAUCAAAGAAAUUAUGAUUCAGAUAAUGCGAGGGGUUAACUAUCUACAAAGUCAAAAGAUCAUGCAUAGAGAUUUAAGUCCUGAAAACAUCCUCAUGUUUGAUAAUGCUGAAAAAAUCAAACUUUUUGACUUCGGAUUAACGAAACCUAACUCGGAAUCGAAUGAAGAUGCCGACAAUAAGUACUUCGAAGCCCCAGAAAUCACAACUGAGUAGGAAUAAGGUUACAAUAACUAAGUUGACAUCUGGUAAGCUGGAAUCAUACUUUACUAUCUCUGUACAGGAAGUUAUCAAUAUAGAGAAAAGACACUAAGCAUUAUAAAGAAAAAAGACCCUUCCAUUGUGAUUGAACUACCUGAAGAUAGAAAGGUAUUUGAACCAUUAUUGAAUAAGAUUCUCUAGUUCCAUCCAUCUUAAAGGCCUCAAGCUCUUGAGAUCAUUUCUGACUUAAAGCAACUGUCCGUGAACUAUUAUGAUAAUCCUUUCCAGAAAAUCAAUACUUAUGAGGAAGAAAAAUUCCAAGAUGUUGAUCUUUCAGUAAUUCGUUAAGAUACAUUUGCUGUGAAUCUCAAAUCACCUAUUGAAAAGGUGAAUUAAAUUCUAGCCUAACUUGGAGAAUUCUAAUAUCCUGCUAUUCAUUAUGUUCAUCCUAACCCUAAUAGAAUCUUUUAAAAUUGUAUCUAAAUUGGAAAAGAAGAUCAAUAUUAAGGAGAAAUUGAUAGUAUUACAAAAAAGCCAGAUGGAAGAGGGAGAAAAAUCUAUUAUUCAGGAGCCAUUGCUGAGGGAAUUUGGAGAGAUAACUAUUUGAAUGGAUAUUGCAGAUAGAUUUUAGCCUCAGGAAGCUAUUACUUAGGUGAGAUGAAAAAUACACAAAGAUGUGGCUAUGGAAAGUAUUACUUUCAUGAUGGAAAUUAUUAUGAAGGAUAUUGGGAGAAUCAUAAAUCACAUGGUUUGGGAAUGCAAAGAUUCAAAAAUGGCAAUUACUACUUUGGAAAUUUCAUUAAUGACUUUAAAUAGGGUGUAGGAGUAUAUACCUACUAGAAUGGAGAUAUUCACCUUGGAUAAUUUGAAAAUAAUUAACUUCAUGGAGUUUUGAUGUAAAUUCUGGUAAAUGAAUCAGAGUAAAUUUAAGUUAGAAGAUAUGAAAAGAAUUCGUUUAAAUAAACUCUUUACAAAACUGAUAGAAAAAAUGAAUGA
Stylonychia lemnae is the source of this 1554-nucleotide messenger RNA. The record is from the annotation of a GenBank genome assembly. NCBI's taxonomy places the organism in Eukaryota, Ciliophora, Spirotrichea, Sporadotrichida, Oxytrichidae.